AUGAUUGGGAGCAUUGUGAUUCAAAAAGAAGUAGAAAAUGAUCAUUGGUCGAGUAGAGGAGCUGGAGCGAAAUACUGGAGCGAGACCAAUGGUGUUUCUGAAGAUGCAUUCAAGUUGAAGUUGUUCCCUUUUUCUUUGGGAGACAAAGCACAUCAAUGGGAGAAGGCUCUUCCAAGUGACUCUAUCACAACUUGGAAUGAGUGCAAGAGGGCAUUCCUAGAGAAGUUCUUCUCUACCUCAAGGACAGUCAAAAUCAGGAAUGAGAUCUCUAGCUUUCAGCAGAAGAACCUAGAGGGAUUCAGUGAAGCAUGGGAGAGGUUCAAGGGCUAUUGGUCUCAAUGCCCACAUCAUGGCUUCACCAAGGAGAGUUUGCUUAGCACCUUCUAUAGAGGAGCUCUACCACAGUGCAAAAACAUGCUUGAUACUGCCAGCAAUGAUUUUUUUUUGGGAAGAACUACGGAAGAGGCAGAGGAACUAGUAGAGAACAUGGCCAAGAGUGACUCAGUCUACAGUGAGGAGCAUGAUAGGGUCAACAGAGGUGAUGAUCAGCAGACAAAGAAAGAGAUCAAGUCCUUACAAGACAAGAUGGAUUUGCUUCUUUCCAACCAAGCUAAACAGGAGCAUAUGAACUUUGUGGGUGGUCCUAGUCAAGAGGUUCCUCCUAAGGUCAAUGAGGUUGAUGGUUUAGAAGGCCAAGAGGAGUUGUGCUUCAUCAAUGCUAAUGGCACAUGGUACAGGAAAGAGCCCAAUUUUCAGUACCAAAACAACUAUCAGCAAAGGCCUCACUAUAACAAUCAGCAAGGAGGUUACCAAGCCAAGCAGAACUAUCCUCAAGCCAACCAGUCUCCUCAGACUCAAGGAAGCUCUUCUAAAGCUCAAGCUCCAGAUUCAAGUGUGGAUUCUAUGUUCAAGCAACUCUUGGAAUUUCAGGCCAGAAAUGAGAAGACCAUGAUUUAUGAGUUCAAGAACAUCCAUGCAAAGAUUGAUGUGAACUAUUCUGACCUCAACAACAAGUACAUGCAACUUGCCUCUCAUCUCAAGGCUUUGGAGAGUCAAUUUGCUUCUAUGCCUUCAUCCUCCAAGCAGCCAAUGGGGUCUCUACCAGGGAAAUCAGAAAAGAACCCCAAGGAGUCUUGCAAUGUUGUCUUCUCCACAACUUCUCCAGAGAUUGAGUUGAGUGAUCAUGACAAAGAGGAGGAUGAGAUUGAAAGACUGGUAUUUGGAACUGAGUUUGGGGAAGUUGAGAGAUUUGUUGUGGCCACAGCUGAAGCACAGAUUGUGAUGGACGCUGCAAGGAAGGUUGAAGCAACAAAUCUGCAAAGAGCUGAGCACAAAGCUGAGAAACAAGUUGAGAAGAGAGCUGACAACAAGCUGAAAAAAGAUAAGCUAAAGGAAGCCACUGAGGUUGAGCUAUCACCCUAUGAUAAGCUCCUUUUCCCCCAAAGAGUUCUCACCAAAGCUCAGACGAAGGUGCUCUCCAAGUUCAGGAAAGAUCUUAGUGAUGUUGGGGUCAGGCUUCCAGAAAUCUCGAGUAUGCGUGAAGCUCAUGUCCAGAUGAUGCUCAUCAACGACAUUCUAGACCACCAAGCUGAAGUGGCCGAGACUUUGGACAUCUCUAUUCUGAAGAUUGAUCGACCAAUCCCUCCAAAGUCCCUCCCUAAGCUUGAGUCUCAAGGGAUGUUCACCUUGCCUUGCUACCUUAGUAAGCUCACUUUUGAUGAUGCUCUUGGAUUGAGAGCAUGGAGCCAAACACAUCUUCCCUACAGUUUGGAGAUUCCUCUUUCUACAACCCCUAUUGGUCUCAUCAAGGACUUUCCUUUAAAGAUUGGAGCAUGCACCAUUCCUAUAGACCUCAUUGUUCUGAAGAUGGCAACUGAGAAGAGAGUCUCAUUGAUCCUUGGCACUCCAUUCCUCACAACAGUGGGAGCUUGCAUAGACUUUGCCAACAAGAAGACCAAGGCUGAAGGGGUUGGUAUUGAGAAAGAAGGUCUUGCUGGAGAAUCCUCUAAAGAGCUGUGUGAUGAGCACUUGGAAAGUGCUAAAAAGAAGGACGUGAGUAGAGCCACAAAGGCUGCUCAUGAUAAGAAAAAGAUUGUGAAAGAACCUCAUCCUCCACCUCUUGAUAAGACUCCUCACACUCUCACUCUCCAUCCAAUGAAGCUUAAGGAUGGGGCCAUUGAGUAG
Molecule: messenger RNA, 2184 nt
Organism: Brassica napus (rape)
Lineage: Eukaryota; Viridiplantae; Streptophyta; Magnoliopsida; Brassicales; Brassicaceae
Exons: 4
Coding region: 1-2184 (727 amino acids)
Source: RefSeq, a predicted model, not a curated record